CAAAUAAAAAUUAAAAAAAGAAAUAGGGGAGGAUGACACGCUUGGUUUGGAGGAACGUACAAACAAGCCACUUCCCUUUGCUCUCACAAUAUCUUUCUCCGUUCAAUUUCUACCAUUUCAUCCCUCUCGUCUUCUCCCUUACCUCUUAUUCUUUUAGACCCCGCCUUAAUACCAUGGAUUCAAGCGGAACCAGACUACCAGAAACCCAAACAUCCGAUUCGUUUGCUCAAAGUCACUCACAUCUCGAGGAGCCAAAGUGGGAUAGAAAAGGCCUUGUGCAGGCCGAUAUGGGUCGCCUUGUGGAUGAUGGUUCUCUUGAUGAAAAUGUUGAAUCUUUUUUAUCUUCUGAUGGUGCUGACCUGAUAGGUACAGUCGGCCUCGGUAUGGAUUUCAGUAAAGGGUUCACACUUACGGAAGUAAACUCUGUUCGUGCAAGUGUGAGCAGAAUUGUCUGCUGCGACAUCUCGCCAGAUGGAAAACUGCUUGUGAGUGGUGGGCAUGACAAAAAGGCUGUUUUGUGGCAUACUGAUACCUUAACGCCAAAAACAACAUUUGAAGAGCAUUCGUCACUUAUAACUGAUGUACGCUUUAGUCCAAGCAUGGGCCACUUUGCAACUUCUUCUUUUGACAUGACUGUUAGAGUUUGGGAUGUCGACAAUCCUGGAAACUCACUUAGGAUAUUUACGGUGCCUUCUGCUAGCAUGAUGUCAGUUGAUUUCCAUCCCAACAAAGAAGAUCUGAUCUGUUCCUGUGACGGCAAUUCAGAGAUCAGGUAUUGGAGCAUAAAAAAUGGCUGCUGCACGCUGGCAAUGAAGGGCGGGUUUGCACAGGUGAGAUUUCAGCCUCGUCUAGGCACGUUUCUUGCAGCCGCUGCUGAGAAUACUGUGAACAUUUUUGACGUGGAAACACAAACUUGCAGGAAGAGAUUAAAUGGUCAUAAGAAACCUAUUCACCAUGUGUGUUGGGACCCGUCGGGGGAUUUCCUCGCUACAGUUAGCGAGGACUUGGUCCGAGUGUGGAUGAUCGGUUCGGGAAGCGAAGGGAAUUGUGUGCAAGAACUGCGCUGUAAGGGCAACAAAUAUUUCCACUCUUGUGCAUUCCAUCCUUCCUACUCGCCAUGGCUAAUUCUUGGCUGUUAUCAGUCUCUGGAGCUAUGGAACAUGACGGAGAACAAAACGGUGACACUCCCCGCACACGAAGGAUUAAUAGCUUCGUUGGCUGUAUCCACGGUGGCGGGUCUGGUCGCUUCAGCCAGCCACGACAAGAUCAUUAAGCUUUGGAAGUAAACAAAAAAAAAAUUACAGGGGGCAUUUCCGUCUUUUGCUUUUGUUCUUCUUUGACCCACUUGUUGUAUCUUCACCCCAAAUUAUUUGAACUCUUCUGUACUGAGUCCAAAACAGGAUUCUAAUUUCAUCUGUGUGAUAUUUUGAAGAAUUUAUAGUAUUGGCAGAUAUAACUUGUUUACUAUAUGGUUGUAUAGAUAUCACAUGGAACAUAUGUAUGAGACAUAUGGAGUAUAUGGUUCCUUAGCUAAUUAGGUGUCAAUUCUCAUUCAUCAUAGGGGGAUUAAAUUAACUUAAUUGCC
Messenger RNA from Cuscuta campestris, 1585 nucleotides. The record is from the annotation of a GenBank genome assembly. NCBI's taxonomy places the organism in Eukaryota, Viridiplantae, Streptophyta, Magnoliopsida, Solanales, Convolvulaceae.